AAUGGGGUCUAAUCCAUCUCUAAUGUUGUUUCUCUUCUUUCUUCUUGUUGGAUUGGCCUCUUCAUCCUACAUUUCAAAUCAUGCAUUGGAGCCUAGCGGAUUGAGAGGUCGUACCCUUCUUCAAGCAAAAGCAUCUUGCCCUGUAAACUUUGAAGCUCAGAACUACACAAUCAUCACUAGCCAAUGCAAAGGGCCGAAUUACUCUCCAAAACUCUGCUGCGAUGCCUUCAAGGAAUUCGCCUGCCCUUUUGCUGAUCAAGUGAAUGACAUGAAAAACGAUUGUGCAUCAACCAUGUUCAGUUACAUUAACAUGUAUGGACAUUAUCCUCCUGGACUUUUUGCGAAUUUUUGCAAGGAUGGCGCCCAGGGCCUUGAAUGUGCAUCUGCAGAAGCAGAAAGUCCCAAGAAAAAUGGGGCGCUGAAAACUGCUCAAUCAACUGUGCUGGUGCUGGCAGCUGGUUUCUUGACGUUUUUGUUGAAUGCCUUCUAAAACUCAAGAACA
Messenger RNA from Coffea arabica (coffee), 502 nucleotides. Its product is annotated as GPI-anchored protein LLG1-like. The record is from RefSeq and is a predicted model, not a curated record. NCBI's taxonomy places the organism in Eukaryota, Viridiplantae, Streptophyta, Magnoliopsida, Gentianales, Rubiaceae.